UGGAAGACCACUUUUGACUUGAGCAGUGGACUAUUAUUCAUAUCAUCUAGAACAUCUUUCCUAACUCUUCCCACCUCCCUCAUCUUUCGUUAUAAAAUCAAACUCCCUCAAUUAAAUUAUCACCUAAUUCUCGAUUCUAAAGCUACAAAUUACUUCCCAGUUUCUUUGCUCAUAUUCCAAAUGGGUGAAAAUGCUUCAAAUGGGUUUGAAUCUCCUCGGCCGCGGUCUAACCUAUUGAGGGAUCAAGUCCAGUUAGUGAAGAGAAAAGACUCUGAUCGUUGUGAGAUUGUCCCAAUUGACGCUCACUUAAAAUUUGAGAAGGGAUUUUUUGUAGUGAUCCGUGCUUGUCAGUUGUUAGCCCAGAAUAAUGAGGGAAUAAUAUUAGUUGGAGUUGCUGGUCCUUCAGGUGCUGGGAAGACCGUGUUUACUGAAAAGAUGCUCAACUUUAUGCCUAGUAUUGCUGUUAUAUCAAUGGACAAUUAUAAUGACUCCAGCCGAAUCAUUGAUGGGAAUUUUGAUGAUCCACGGUUGACAGAUUAUGUCACACUACUUCAAAAUAUACAUGAUCUGAGAUCUGGACAGCCUAUUGAGGUUCCAAUAUAUGAUUUCAAGUCCAGCUCUCGAACGGGCUACAGAACAAUUGAAGUACCCAGCUCUCGUAUAGUAAUCAUCGAGGGUAUCUAUGCAUUGAGUGAAAAGUUGAGGCCUUUCCUGGAUCUUCGUGUGUCUAUUACCGGUGGAGUACAUUUUGACUUGGUGAAACGUGUUUUACGAGACAUUCAACGUGCUGGCCAGGAUCCUGAAGAAAUAAUUCAUCAGAUUUCUGAAACGGUGUAUCCUAUGUAUAAGGCAUUUAUCGAGCCUGAUCUUCAAACAGCUCAUAUAAAGAUUGUCAACAAGUUCAAUCCUUUUACUGGCUUUCAGAACCCCACAUAUAUUUUGAAGUCAACAAAGAUUGUGGAAGAUGAGCAAAUCAAAUCAGUGAUGUUAGAAGAACACAAGGAAAUUAACGAGGAAACAUAUGAUAUAUACCUUCUACCACCUGGCGAAGAUCCUGAAGCUUGCCAGUCAUACCUAAGAAUGAGGAACAGAGAUGGAAAAUACAAUCUGAUGUUUGAGGAAUGGGUUACAGACACUCCCUUUAUAAUAUCACCUAGAAUCAGUUUUGAAGUCAGCGUCCGUCUUCUUGGUGGUUUGAUGGCUUUGGGGUACACUAUUGCGACCAUCUUGAAAAGAAGAAGCCAUAUCUUUUCUGAUGAUAAAGUUAUUGUGAAAAUUGAUUGGCUAGAACAGCUAAAUCGCCAAUACAUCCAGGUUCAAGGAAAAGAUCGGUCAUAUAUUAAGUUUGUAGCUGAGCAGCUGGGUUUGGAUGGUACAUAUGUUUCGCGUACUUACAUCGAACAAAUCCAGCUGGAGAAACUUGUGAAUGAUGUCAUGGCUUUGCCAGAUGACUUGAAGACAAAGCUCAGCAUAGAUGAUGAAAUAGCUUCUAGUCCUAAAGAGGCACUUUCUCGAGCCUCUGCAGAUUGGAGGGUCAAAUAUCUGCACGAACCUAAUUCUCCAUCUCAUCCUAAGUCAAGAAAUGUUUCACGUUCAUUCUCAACACACCGAGAGAAGGUCCUGUCCAGACUGACAAGGCUUAAUGUGGAUGAAAGAAGUUUUAAUGGAAAUGUCCCCCGGUCACCUGCUGGCGCUGCAAACCAAGGAGCUGUGACUCACCUGUCAGAGCAAAUAUCCACGUUGAACGAGAGAAUGGAUGAAUUAACAUCUUGUAUAGAAGCGCUGAACUCCAAGGUUUCCAUUGAGACGGUUUCUUCUAGCCAACAAAACUUGGCUCUACAGUCUGAAACAUGUAAUGGCUCAACUCCUCAACUUCUGAUGGCUGGUGGACUAAGCAAUGGUCCAAUGACUGGUGGGCUAUUAUCUCGUUCCUCAUCUGCUUCCCAGUUGGCCAAGGAUUCUCAAGUUAUCGAAGAGGUAAUGGUUGUAUCAAGAGGGCAACGCCAGAUUAUGCAUCAGCUGGAUACACUGAGCAGCCUUCUCCACGAGUACUUUGGAGAGAAAUCCCGCAAUGACAGAACAGAUAGAACUUUUGAUUCUUUAUCAAUUGCCAUUGCCAUCCCUCUUUUUGCAACCGUAGCUGUUGGUGGUUUAGGAGCUCUUUUAUUUAGAAGCUUUCCCUCUCAAAAAUAGUUCUCUCUUCCCUGAUUCACUCGGUUUCAAAUUAUUUAGCUCAAAAUACUACAGGAUAAAAGUUAUAAAUAUACUUCUAUGAUGUAAUUACUGUUUAGUUUCCUAUGAGAAGUUUGGCUUGUAAUUACAACACAAUAAUAGCAUUGUACAUGUAUAGGUUUUCUGUUGUGGUGUGCAAUGCCCAAUUGCCCACAGUUCCAUGUAAAUAAAAUCAAUUACUUGAAAUAAAUAUACACAUUAUGUGAGAUUAUGUUACAAAGUUAUCCUGUUUUAGGAUUUUA
This is a messenger RNA of Spinacia oleracea (spinach), 2474 nucleotides long. RefSeq names its product inorganic pyrophosphatase TTM1. The record is from RefSeq and is a predicted model, not a curated record. Gene Ontology annotation, molecular function: kinase activity; ATP binding. Bases 181 to 2193 code for a protein of 670 amino acids. The transcript is spliced from 12 exons. Lineage: Eukaryota; Viridiplantae; Streptophyta; Magnoliopsida; Caryophyllales; Amaranthaceae.